AUGCUUGGGUAGCUACAUUCGAAAUAUGAAAUUGAUGAUUUAUUCAGAAAAAUUAUUGAGGAUAAGUAUGAACUCAUGUAAAGAACCAAAGCUGAUAAUCCGAAUUUACUUUUGCCUAAGGAUUUUAGCAAAUUCAUUACUGAAAGAUUAUUUAUGGAUUUUUUACUUACAAUCUAUGAUUAUUGUGUAGAACUACACAAAUUAGAAAAGAAAUAAUCCAUUUUAGAUUAAUAAAGCAAAGAACGAACUGGAAUAGCCCCCAAAUUGUUAUCAUCUGAAACAGACAAAAUUAAUUAAAAAUUAAAGGAGAUAUCUGAAAUCUACUCUAGAAUACUUUUAAAAAAAGGAAGUUAUAAUAUCAUCAUCAAGGAUUAAAAAUUCUUUGAGACCUUAAUUUAUUUUAUUACACAAGUAUUAAAGGAAGUCUUUGAUAAAAGUGAGUAUAAAUAUAUAGAGGAAGAGAUCAAUAGGAUUUUUAGAACCAAUCCAUUCAAUUUAUUAAAGAGAAAACACAUAAACGAGAAAAUAGAGCAAAGACAUUAUGGGGCAAGAGAUUAUAAAGGUGUCAAGCACGACUUCAAUCCGGAUGAUGAUUUGUCAAAGAAUGAGUUAAUACAAAGAAUUUUAACAAGAAAGGGUAUGCCAAAAAGCAUAGAUAGAGAAAUGAUGGUUGAAAAAUCAAAUUUAAAACCUUUCUUUAUAAAAUCAACUAGGUGUGCAGCCAUCAAAGCCAGAUCUCCAUUGAUUGCUAUUAUGUUCCCUUCAGCCAAAGAGAGACUGUUUCAAAUGGAAAACGAAAGAAAAUAACUGGCUACAAAAUACACUCAAAAAUAAAGAUUAGUUAAGGACUAAGUAGAAAUGUGGAUUCAAGACUUUGAAAAUAGACAAGCAAGAGUGAAAAGUGAACAUGAACAUACUCUUGAUAAAUCAAAAAUAAACAAAAAGGGAUCCUAAUCUUUUUAUUAAUGA
Molecule: messenger RNA, 969 nt
Organism: Paramecium tetraurelia
Lineage: Eukaryota; Ciliophora; Oligohymenophorea; Peniculida; Parameciidae
Exons: 3
Biological process (GO): negative regulation of phosphatase activity
Molecular function (GO): phosphatase binding
Source: RefSeq, a predicted model, not a curated record